Molecule: messenger RNA, 40163 nt
Organism: Xyrichtys novacula (pearly razorfish)
Lineage: Eukaryota; Metazoa; Chordata; Actinopteri; Labriformes; Labridae
Source: the annotation of a GenBank genome assembly
AGGAUUGGUGUUUGGGAAUGCCAGCCUUUCAUGAUAUUAUUGUGCCAGUCAGUCAAAUCCUUGUCAGGGACUGAGGAGGAAAUAAAAAGGCUAACUCUGAUACCAGCUCUUGAGCAACUUUGGAGGAACAUUGUGUUGAUUUUAGCAACAUUUCCCCAAAGAGAUUUAACGGGUUAUGCAGAACUAUGUUCAUGUUACUGAAUUGGGAUUAUCAUAAACGUUCCAUUUCUGAAUACCCAGAAAAAAAGUAUUUUAUAUUUAUAAAGUCGUAGGUCCCUCACUCCGGAGGCUGCCAUGUUUUCUACAGCAGCUCAGAGCAGACAAACCAGUGGAAGCAUUAAAAAAAAUUCCGGCAUGACAAUCCGAACACCAUCCACCAAAGACUGUUUUGUAGAUAUAAAAAAUCGGGCAAUUUUCUGAGCCCAUACAAGAAAAGACCGUAGAUUAUGAAUUUGGUGGUCAUGAAAUGGCUUUCUGGCGAUCUUAGGAUUUUUGGAUGCUGAUAUAAAAAAUGGAUUUGGUGCUGCAAUAUUCCUAUAAAUAUUUAAGUUUCCACAAGUUAGCCAGGGAAGGGGAUGUAGCUCAGUGGUAGAGCGCAUGCUUUGCAUGUAUGAGGCCCCGGGUUCAAUCCCCGGCAUCUCCACAAAUCUUUUUCUACGAAACUUUUAGGUAGCUGGAGCAAAAGUGUGUAUGUUUGGAUGUAGUUUUGUUUACGUUGAUUUCAAAAACAAGGUACAGAGUUUCCACUGAAUGGAUGUCUUAUCGAAAAGGCAUUUAGCCUGAGCGUGGACAAUUGGGUCGGUGUCUCCAAAGGAAUCCUACAUUAUUGGCUAUAAAUCGGUGCUUGUAUGUUUGUAUGUUUUAUGUGUUAUGUUUAGUGCCACCUCACAUUACAUCUCACAGUUUAUCUGCAUUUGUGUAACGAAAUGAAUAAGCUUCACAGACCAAUGCGUAAUUUCCCAUAGUUAUAAACGCACCACGAGUCCCCGCCCAAGCGGUAACUAAGGAGAUCACAGUUAUGUUUACUACAAAGAUGUCCUCCAUGCUAGCAAAAACACAACGUAGAGGAGAAAAAAUGACACGUAUCUAAAGUAAACCCCUUUCUAUCAUCACUAUUAAGACUCUUUCUUGUUCGAGCUUCUUAAAGAUAUCCACAGAAUGCAACUAAGGCAUCUGAAGACGCUAUUAUCUCCCACGGUGAGUGUGUUUCGCUAAUCAAUUUUGUGAUGCUAACUGAUGCUGCAGAUGAUGAGAAGGUGUAACUGUAAUUAAUCACGGGUCAACAGUUACUUGCAGUUCAACAGUUACUUAAUUUUAUCAAUAUGACUCCCCGGUUAAUUUUUUGACACUUUUAACCGGCUAUAGAAUCAGGUUUUCGCUGUUAUCUUUCUUGCUUGCUGGUCGCUGGUUUCUACGUUACUAGACAUGCAUCGUGCAAAUUACACGAUCGUACAAAUGUUUUUCUUUAAUGUGUUUUUUGUGUGUUAAGAAACCUCAUAACCUCAUAAGUCAUUUUUACUGAUCAAAAUCAAUUAUGUCGUUCUUUCUGGGAUGUAAUUAUCCUCUCUGCACAGCCAGUCAUGACUUAACCCACGGAUGUCAAACUCAACCACAGCAAGGGCCAUAAUCUGGAUUGAGGUCUAACCUGAGGGCCAAAGAGGGUCAACAUUUCACCAAAACGGUCAACCUCCUUUUCAAAAAAUAUAUGUGACAAAAAUAGCAAUGAUUAUAAAUCAUUUGGAAAUUCAAAUAUGAUAAAAAGAUAGAAAAUUUUUAAUUUUUUAUUCUAUUUUUAUUUAUUAGUUCAAAAGAUCAGAGCAUGAUAUUCAAAAUAGAAAAAUAAUGCAUUUAAAGAGCAAAUACAUGACCAGAAUGUUAAAAGCAGGUUUAAAAGGUCAAAAUAUGAUCUAAAAUUUAAAAUUGGAAUCUAAAGUAUAAAAAUGAAACAGGUCUAAAUACUGAGUUAAACAAAUCAAAGCGUGAAAUUAAAAAUCCAAUCAUGUUUGGCUGGUUACCCUGAGAUGCAAAAUUGAAAACAUGAAAUAAAACACCAAAUAUUUUUUCCCUCCACAUUCUUGACUAUUUAUCAAAUCUUCCUUACUCUUUAAUUUCCCAGAUUUUCAUGGCUUUUUGAGGACAUUUUAAAUAAUGGUGCUCAAGUUUACAUUAUUAUACUGGAGGAAAUCUGCAGACUUCAUACUGGCGGGCCAGUAAUAAUACAAAUAUGAUAUGAUUUUGUGGGCCAGAUUGAAUUGUUCCAUGGACCAGAUUUGGCCCCUGGGCCUUGAGUUUGACACCCGUGACUUAACCCAAUGAGCAAUAGAUGGCUAUUAGAUGUCUAAUUUUUAUUUUUUUUUAGACCUAAUUUCAACCAUCUAGAUUCUACACUCACCGGCCACUUUAUUAGGUACACCUGUCCAACUGCUCGUUAACACUUAAUUUCUAAUCAGCCAAUCACAUGGCGGCAACUUAGUGCAUUUAGGCAUGUAGACAUGGUCAAGACAAUCUCCUGCAGUUCAAACCGAGCAUCAGUAUGGGGAAGAAAGGUGAUUUGAGUGACUUUGAACGUGGCAUGGUUGUUGGUGCCAGAAGGGCUGGUCUGAGUAUUUCAGAAACUGCUGAUCUACUGGGAUUUUCACGCACAACCAUCUCUAGGGUUUACAAAGAAUGGUCCGAAAAAGAAAAAAUAUCCAGUGAGCGGCAGUUCUGUGGGCGGAAAUGCCUUGUUGAUGCCAGAGGUCAGAGGAGAAUGGCCAGACUGGUUCGAGCUGAUAGAAAGGCAACAGUGACUCAAAUAACCACCCAUUACAACCAAGGUAGGCAGAAGAGCAUCUCUGAACGCACAGUACGUCGAACUUUGAGACAGAUGGGCUACAGCAGCAGAAGACCACACCGGGUGCCACUCCUUUCAGUUAAUAACAGGAAACUGAGGCUACAAUUUGCACAAGCUCAUCGAAAUUGGACAAUAGAAGAUUGGAAAAACGUUGCCUGGUCUGAUGAGUCUCGAUUUCUGCUGCGACAUUCGGAUGGUAGGGUCAGAAUUUGGCGUCAACAACAUGAAAGCAUGGAUCCAUCCUGCCUUGUAUCAACGGUUCAGGCUGGUGGUGGUGGUGUCAUGGUGUGGGGAAUAUUUUCUUGGCACUCUUUGGGCCCCUUGGUACCAAUUGAGCAUCGUUGCAACGCCACAGCCUACCUGAGUAUUGUUGCUGACCAUGUCCAUCCCUUUAUGACCACAAUGUACCCAACUUCUGAUGGCUACUUUCAGCAGGAUAAUGCGCCAUGUCAUAAAGCUGGAAUCAUCUCAGACUGGUUUCUUGAACAUGACAAUGAGUUCACUGUACUCAAAUGGCCUCCACAGUCACCAGAUCUCAAUCCAAUAGAGUAUCUUUGGGAUGUGGUGGAACGGGAGAUUCGCAUCAUGGAUGUGCAGCCGACAAAUCUGCGGCAACUGUGUGAUGCCAUCAUGUCAAUAUGGACCAAGCUCUCUGAGGAAUGCUUCCAGCACCUUGUUGAAUCUAUGCCACGAAGAAUUGAGGCAGUUCUGAAGGCAAAAGGGGGUCCAACCCGUUACUAGCAUGGUGUACCUAAUAAAGUGGCCGGUGAGUGUAUAUGUUUUCAGAUGGAAUUUAGAAGUUGCACAUUAACCCAUUAUUUGAUAACUAUUUAUUUCAAAAAGCAACUGUGAGUUGCAUAACUGAUCUCCAAGUACUCAACCAAAAUAAUUAUGAAAGCCGUUGAGCAAAAUACAAUGUAGACCUCUGUUAGCCGGCUAGUCUAAACUUAGUCUAAAUUUAGACGUCUAAAAAACUUUCAUUUUUAGACCUGUGGUAGCCUGAUUUUAGACCAGUUGUCUAGGCUACACUUAGACGUCCAUUAGACCUCUUUUAGACCAAAAAAUGCUCAGUGGGAAGUGUGCAGGGACCAUCAGUAACUCCACUCUGGACAGAUGUAGAGUCCUAGCUGUUUGUUAAAGUGUUACAAUAAGUUUGGGAAAGUAUAGGUGAUUGAUGCUCUAGGCCUCUCCUUGUUUCCUGACUGUUUGUUUUCUCCUCCCUCUUCACAGGAGGAUGCAGCCAAAGUGACGUGCAUGGCCUGGGCCCCAAACAACAACAAGUUUGCUGUUUGUACCGUGGACAGAGUGGUGCUGCUGUACGAUGAACAGGGAGAAAAGAGAGAUAAGUUCUCUACCAAACCUAUGGACUCGAAGGUGAGACAGGGGAGCAGAUACCCUGAUGUGGUUUAUAACAAAUUGAAUUGAACUGCUUGUAUUUCGCAAUGUUGGUGAUUUCAAGAUACAACAAUAAAACUUGCAAAAGAUCAAAUAGGAAGCAAAGGUGACUCAUCAUUUAUGUGUUUAUUUAUCUUGGAUCAAUAAAUGUAUUGUAACAGAUGAGACUGGGUGAUCAUAAUAAACCAUUGUAAUGUUUUUCUUUUGUUUUUUUUUUGUCUCAGUACGGGAAGCAGAGCUUUGUCGUCAAUGACAUGGUGUUCUCACCGGACUCCACAAAGAUCGCCAUCGGCCAAUCUGAUAACAUCAUCUUUGUGUACAAGAUUGGAGAGGACUGGUAACGUGUUUGAGCUGAUUUUACUCCCUAAAUUAAAAUUUAUGUUGAUGGUAUGCAGGCUGAUUUUUAUACAUGUUGUCUUCUCUCACAGGGGGGACAAGAAAGCAAUUAGUCACAAAUUUGUUCAGAAGGUAAGUACACGGUGUGGACACUUUGUUUUUGCUGAAAAUGUCAUAUUUAAAGAGGCAGUUAAUGCAGAAAAGUUCUUUACAAAGACUCUUAACUUUGAUUGCUUUUUAGUGUCAGUAAAACUUCUUUCCAUAAGAGUUUUUUUUGUCUAUUAUGAUUUAACUCUUGGAUGUGGACUUUUCUCACAGAGUGCCGUGACCUGCCUGCUGUGGCUUGCAGAAAACGAUAUUGUUUAUGGGCUAGUGAAUGGAAAGGUCAGUCUGCAGCAUGUGCCUCACUUCUCACCAGAAACAGCAAUUAAUAUGUUGAUGAUUCUUGUUGAGUACUUUUAUAUAUGUCGUAUAAUUUAUAUAUCAACAUUAAAAUGAUAGAAUAUAACACAUGGAUGCUUGCAAACAUUCAAAAAUAAAAGCCCAGAGACCAGACUUUUGUUUUAAAACAUUUAUUUUGACUUACAUGACAUUGCAUUUGUGAUGUACUUUUAACCUGUUUGCUUGGGAGAAUGACAGACUGAUAUGAUCUGAGUUCACAAGUUUUACAGUAACACAAAUUAUCCCAGUAAACAGAGCAUUAAAUAUAAAGAGAUCAAACCUGCUGUGAGGGUAUUUUUAGUGGAUUAAUAUAUUUUUCUCUUAGUAUUUAAUUACUUUUCUAAAAAAUGUAUGAAUUUAUUCUCAACUUUUAUAACUUUUCCUCCUUAUCUAACCUAAUUCUGAGUGUUAAAAUAAUGUUUUCGAUUACCUAACUCUCUCUCAGGUCUGUAAUGCCAACACUCAGACGAGCAGGUCAUCAACCCUCUACAGCACCAAGUCCUGUGUCAUCUCACUGGUGUCCAAGUAAAUGCAAUUCUUAUUAUUACCAACUUGUUCCUACCCAAAAAAAAAACUACCUGUGGGAUAACAGCAGUGAAGGAGCAUAUUGAGAGGCCUGGUCCUUCUCUAAAUAUCAAUAUCAUUUGACUGAUCUACAGACUUGUUGAUCUGUUCCUCUUUGUUUCACUCAGUUUGUGUUAUCUGUCCAUUUUGUGUCAGUGUUUCAGGUAAAGGGAUCCUUUCUGGCCACGCUGAUGGGACAGUCACUCGUUACUUCUUUGACGAUGAAGGUUCAGGAGACUCUUGGGUACCUGCAGCCUCACUUAGGACUCAUCCUUAUCUCUAUUGAGUCUCUUAUACUCAUCAUUUUUAUCAACAGCACUAUUAACUUUCAUGGUACAAAUUUUGUUUAUCACCUUUCUCCCACACUGAUGCAGGGCAAACUGCUGACACACCCGUGCCCGCCGUACGCUCUGGCCUGGGGUGCGAACAGCGUCAUGGUGGGCGGCUGUGACAAGAAGUUGGUGGCUUACAGCAGAGACGGUCAGAUCCUGCAGACCUUCGACUACAGCAGAGACCGGACAGAGAAGGAGUUCACUGUAGCCGCCACCAGCCCCAGCGGGCAGUCUAUCGUGUUCGGCAGUUACGAUCGGUCAGUCAGUGGUUUCUCAGACUGUGAUCCCAUCUGAGUAUGAGUAUGUGGUUAAAAAGUUAUCCUCCUGUUGUUUUCACCCAGGCUGCGGGUGUUCAACUGGGCUCCCAGGAGAGGCAUGUGGGAUGAAGCAAAGCCCAAAGAGAUCCCAAACCUCUACACUAUCACCGCUCUAGCCUGGAAGAAAGACGGAUCACGCCUCUGUGCUGUAAAUACUCUGAAUACUUCACUUCCAUCCAUUAUCAACAGCACCUCCAUGAAGAUUUGCCGAUUUCAUGCCUUUAUUGCUUUAGAGUAAUUCCCUUAUGACUGCCAGGUGUAAGGGUUUUAUGACGUUUGAUGGUUUGACUGGUCUUAUGUGUAUUUGUGCUUCGACAGGGAACUCUGUGUGGUGGAGUGGAGCUGUUUGAUUGCUGUUUGCGGAGGAGCAUCUACAAGAACAAGUUUGAGGUUACCUACGUCGGCCUGAGUCAGGUAGAGACACACACAUCCAGGAAGUUGAUAAAGUUCAUGAAGGCAUCAGAAUUCAAUAAUAUCACAACACAACAAGUGAAGGUGCGGAUCAGCUGAGUGGUUCCGGCUGUUGAUUUGGAAGAUAAAUCCAAACAACAAAUACUCUUUAAAGAUUUUAGUCACUAUACUUUGACCACCGUUGAGUUUUAUCUAUCCUAUCACUGUCCUAAGUCUCCCUUCCUUCUCCCCUAGGUGUUGGUGAGGAACCUCUCCACAGGGACUCGGGUUGUCCUGAAAUCCUACUACGGCUAUGAGAUAGAAGAAGUAAAAAUUAUGGGUAAAGAUCGCUACCUGGUGGCUCACACCUCCGAUACUCUUCUACUAGGAGACCUGCAGACUAAUAACCUCAGCGAGGUAGGAUGAAGAGGAUCUCCCCACCUGACACUAACUUUCUGGUCUAUUUUCAGGGAAGUUUUUGCUAUUUUUAUGUUGAAGAAUAUCUGUCUCAAUGUAAAGUAAUAUCUGCUGUCAAAACCUCUAAUAACAGUAAACAAAGAUGGAGAGACGUCUCACCUCUUCAGCUCACUAAAACACAAACUAACCUCCAAGAUAAAACGUUAAAGCUCUCUUAGGUGAGCACAGUCCACAGCAGAUAAGAUUCUCAUCUUAAUUGUGAGCAGGCGCCCACUGUUGUGGUAAUUUCUGUAACUCUGUGUUAGAGUUUGUUUGUUACUCUGCUAAUCUGGCACACAAUGUGAAAUAAGAGCCUGACAGAGCUGUCAAACUUGGUUAUAAACUCUCUUUUAUAGCACCAAAUGACUAAGUCAAACCAAACUUAUCAGAAAAUUUCAACUCUUGGAUGUAAAUCAGCCUGAUAAGAAGUAACCGUAUAACCAGAAACUGUUUUGAAAAACACUGUUCUGACGUGUGUUUUGGUUUUUCUCUUUCAGGUGCCAUGGCCCGGCUCAGGAGGAAACGAAAAGUUCUUCUUUGACAAUGAAUCGGUACGUACACACAUGUUUUAUGAAAGGAUGAGGAAGCCUGUCUUAAAUUCAUAUUAGAGACAUAUCUACUCUCAGUUUUACUGUGAUGUUUACAGCUGUUGGAGCAUCUGUGACAUCAUGUGUGUUGAAUAUCUUGUUUCAGGUCCUGUCAUGACUUGUUGCUGCCUCAUCUCUCCCCUCUGCCUGUGACUGUGUUUAUUUCACUGUGUUGUGUCUCUCCUUCAGGUGUGUAUGAUUUUUAACGCUGGAGAGCUGAGUCUGGUGGAGUACAGCAACAAUGAGAUCUUGGGAUCGGUCAGAACAGAGUUCAUGAACCCUCAUCUCAUCAGGUACAUCCAGCUAUUGACAUUACAAAAAAAACCAAACACACCCAGAAUCAAUUACGUUAUUCUAAAGAAGCACCACAACAGGUUUGUCUGGUUCAAAGUAACAAACACAACACUAGGAUGAAUAUUGCUGAUUGUUAGAGUCAAAAUGUGAGAUUCAAAGUCACAACAGAAAGUUUCAGAGUUUAAAAAGUUUGAGAGUCCUGCAAUGAAUAACACAAUCAGUCCCAUUAAGGUAAGGCGAGACUGGGGUGGAUGGAUGGGUCUGUAAGUUUUACUGGAGUUACAGAAAAAAAAAAUCACAUCAGCUGAUAUUCUCUGAUCGGGCUCUGAAAACUGGUUAUGGGUCCAAGAUCUCUCCUGAAAUGACGUAUGGUUAACUCCUUAGAUCUUUGGACACAUUUCACAACAUUUUUAUGCUCAUCAAUCAAAACAGGUCACUCCUAAUUGUUGUAUUUCCUGCACAUCCUUCAAAAUUAGCUUUAAUUCUUCAUUGAGGUGUUUGUAAUUCAUGUUUUGUCCAUUAGGGGGCUGUAUUGAGCUGUGCAGAAAGUCCACUUGUUUUGCUGCAGGAGUAUCAGAUAGAUGUCAGCUCACAUCCUUAUAAAAAGCCUCAGCCCUGUCAAAUGUGUCAUGACUGACAGUCUCCAGGUGACUGACCAAUAACAAGAAGUUUUACUGGAGGCCCUGACUGCUCCUCGCCUUGGGCCGGACACUGUGACACGGCAGCAUCAUGAUCAGGGGUUUUCAGUAGGGAAUUCAACUGUGAUGAACUGCAGUCAGAGCUGGAUUUUGUCAACGUGAUGAAAAAAAUCCCUGAAAUUAUGAUGACUUGUGUUUUCCUGAAGGUGUGUCCGUGUGUGUGUGUGUUUUUGCACGUGCAGUGUCCGAUUAAACGAGAGGAAGCAGAGAGGAGUCGAAGACAACAAGAGGCUUGCAUAUCUGAUCGACAUAAAGACCAUUUCUAUAGGUAAGAAUCAAAAUGUGUGUUUUUGAGCAGAAAUCAAGGCCCCCUGAUGUUGUACUCUAUGAUAUUUCUAUGUUAUUUAUUCGCACCACACACCGGAAUCCUCUUUCAUUAGCAAAGUUAUGGUUUUCCUCGCACAAGAAUGACAUCAAAAACAAAUGCAGCUAAUCUGUAAAAGCCUACAGGUUACAUAUGACACACAGAUUAAGUUUUGUGUUUGGUUCUUGUUUGGCUUCUGUUGCAACUUUCUGGGAAAUUUAAUUUAGUUUUUCUAGAAACCCCGCAGGCCGGCAGACAAUAAUUCACACUGAAAACAUAAUGUUCACAGCAGAGGUAAUAAUUGCUCUUCAUCAUCAGCUGGACUGAGUAAUUUCCAUUGAGUGGACCACUCUGAGCAGACCAUGCCGAGCUUUAAUUAGAAAGUUGAUGUAGUCCUGAUAUAUCUGCAGACAAGUGACAUCAACUCAGUCCCAGUGUGGCGAAGUUUUCCAACCAUUGAAACUGAUCAAACAGCAUGAUGGAUUCAUUGAUAAUCAUAAGAUCAUUUAAUAAAUAGCAGUUUUCGUAAGUUAUGUCGUGACCCUGACAGUCUGACUGCCGCUCGGUAAAGUCCAUCUUUUUUCUUCUCCUCCUCCUCUCAGUGGACUUGGCCGGGGGCUACAAUCUGGCAACCAUCAGCCACGACUCCAAGAUUGACUGGCUGGAGCUCAACGAAACCGGACGCAAACUCCUGUUCAGGGACAAGAAGCUGCGGGUGAGAGUGAAACCUCAGCACCCUGAGGGAUCCUAAGAGGGAAACAGUGGGGGAGAGGGACCAGGCAGCUAAAAGACAAGAUGAUGAUAACAAUGGGAGAAAGUAAAGAAGAGGCAACAUGAAUGUUUAAAGUUACAGAGAAGCAAAAACAAGUCUUACUGCUCUCUGUUUAGCCACUUUAGUCAUUAUUACACUAAUACAAAAUGGGGAGAAGACAAAACAAAAAGAGAAAGUAUUAAUUAUCAUUUUAGGCUUAUAACUUCCUUCCAGCAAAGAAAUAUCAACUUUUUCAAUUUAGUUUAAUUUCGAUAUCUGUAAGGGGCCUGAAGAGAAUAUAUCAGCCACAGAUUCUUGGAAGUAAACUUCAGCCUAUUAGUAGAAUCAAACUUGAAUCAAUUUGCCAGAAAAUUGCUGUUACUUGUCUUGCCACUAGGGGCAGACUCCAAAAACGAGUCAGUCAUUACCAUAGACUGUAUAUACUAUGGACAACUUGGUUCCACCUCCCGCCUGUAGACUGAUUUGAAUCCAAAAAGCUCUCGGUAUUUCCGGGAUUUUUCUUCAUUACCUGAAACCAACACUGCGCAGUAGCAUUGUACGUAUUCGGCGGGAGAGUCGCCGAGAGUCGCUGUGAUGACGCUCGGCUCAAACAGCUUAUCCCCUGGGUGAGCCACGCGAUCCCUAAUAACCACAGCUCCAUAAGCUUUGCUGGCGGAGGCGGGAUUUAUGACCUAUCAACAGAGGGUGCUGUUCUCAGGGUGGCUUCACCCAGCAAGGAGGUAGACUCUGUCCAUUCUUUAUACAGUCUAUGGUCAUUACUAACUGUAUUAAAGCUUCUGUGAGGAGUUUUGUUUUUCACAAUUAUGAAAUUAGCAGAAAUUCGUUGAUUUGUCAUGAUAUCCUGAAGUAGCACAGUCUUGGAAGUCCAACCACAAAAUAUACAAACAAAUUCAAGCAGUAGCCUAAUUCAACAAGAAGAGGUCUACCUAGAAUUAGGUUAAACAGAAAUUCAGCCAUACUGGUAUUUCAUAUUUAAAAACAUGACCUUUCAGUCAAUAUCCCUAAAAUGGAGGUCAUACUUUUCUUCAGCUCUCUGUGUUGAUUCAAUCAGCUGAAGUAAAACUAAGUUUCUUCCUUUCCUGUCUCUGACUCGACAGACCUCAGGUUCUCAUCUUUCUGAGGCCAUGUGUGUAGGAUGAGUGUCAGGGAGCUGUUGUCAGUUGUUGCCCCGGGGUGAAGAAGCGGUUUGAUGUCCAAGCCCCGGGGCAGAGACAGGGAGAGCUCUGGUAAUUGGGAAUCCCUCAGUGGUUUCAAACUUUUUGCUGAAGUUGCGCGGUACAUAAUGACUUGGAAUUUUAUAUUCUGGUGCAAAUGUAAAUUUUUUAAGCCUGGACAAAAUGAACUUCAGUGGGAUGAAUUGUGAAAAAUGUAUGUAUGAGCAGAAGUGGCUGAAAAGUGGGAAGUUUGAGGGUGAUUAAAACCAGGAGUUUGUGGUCCUACUCAGCAUGUAAAUCCUACUUUAAAACAGAAUAUUAAAGCAAAUACUGGGGGUUUCUUGUUUCAACAAAAUCUUAAAUCUGUGACUUUGUUUUCGUUUUAAUACAGACAAAGUAGGAGGUGAUUUUUCUCUUACAUCCUGAAGUGUUAACAUUCAAGUUUCCUUGAAAUAAGAAGAGGAGUUUCAGGUUUUCUUGCCACACAUAUGAAUCCAGAGCUCAACUGUGUAAAAACCAUUUUGAUGGUAUUCUCUGUGAUAUUUUAGGAUUACUUAUUUCCUUAAAAUUGUUUUAAAAAUGUAACUCACCAUCCUGGACGUGAGGGUGUUUACUAAUUGCAUCCAGUGAAAGGAUAUAUUUAAUUUUUUGUCCCUCAUGCAUGACUCACAGGACCCACACGCUCAUUAGCAGUGAUUUAUCGCCUCUCUGUUAUGCUUUGAAUAUCCUCAGAUUCAGCCUUGACUGCCAAGUCCCGUCUAAUUUUGCUGGUUUCAAGCAAACAUGCAUGAAUCAGGAUUUUAACAGAUUUCUUCCAUUCAUUAAAUGGAAAAUUUAAAAACCAUACUGCUUUAAUAAAGCCUGAAUGUUGGAUAUAGAUCAGAACAUUUGCAUGUAAUUGAUGUAUUCAGUGGUCAGUGAGGUUAAUGAACUUUCCCUCAGUUAUUAUAAAUCAGAAUCAGUCGAGGUGUAUAACAAAUGUUUCUGUAACUGAAACUUAUCAACAGGCGGCCUGUCCUCAUCACAUUAAAACUUUUCCAGCUGAGCCCUAGGGUGAAACUAUAGAUGGAGGUGCAUUAUUAAAAAAGGUGGUGGUGGGUGGGUGGGGGGAUAUUAAGGCAGCUGAUUACAACAGCAGGCGGUCUCUCACACACACUCAUGCGCAUGAAGUGCUCAGGGAGCCACUGUACAUUAUAGAAUGUACAUAAUCUCAACUCAUCAGAGGAGCGUAGACUGCUGUGUGAGGACUUAUAUGAAGCUGCUGGAAGUUAAUCAACUUUGUUCUGGUCUAAUCAGCUAAACUAUGCAGUGUAAACUUUCUGAGACGGGGAAUAAGAAAAUCAGGACCAUCUGAGUGUACUGCUGAUUCUCAUUCUAAGUCUGAGUUUUACUAACCCCCACUUAACAAAUCUGCCCAAAAAAGGCUCCAUCACAACGUAUUUGAUAUUUGACAGGCUUUGAGAUGAUGCCGAACAAAAAUUGAGGACGUGUGCCAGUUCAAUAUGCUAAAGAGAGAGGAGGCAUGUUGUUCAGACGAGGGCUGCUAUGGUUAAAUAAUUAAUAAUUGAGUAUUCUGAUGAUUAUUCUAGUGAUUGAGAAAUUCAUUAAAUAUUUUGUGACAAUAAAAAAUGUCCCUGUUGUGAUGCAAAUAAAAGAUUGUCUUACUACUAGACCAGUGGUUCUCAAGUCCAGUCCUCGAGGCCAACUGUCUUGCAUGUUUUGGAUGUUUCCCUGCUCCAACACACCUGAUUCAAAUGAUCAGCUCGUUAUUAAGCCAUUACAGAGCUUGAUAAUGAGCUGAUCAUUUGAAUCAGGUGUGUGUGGACUGGACUUGAGAACCACUGUAUUAGACCAAGGAAAUAUACUUUAAAUUCAUUUAAUCAGCAAAUUCACAUCUACUUUUAAGAAGUUAUCCAAAUUUUACACAGGAAUUUGACCCUUUAAUCAUAGCUUUAAAAAUGGGGAGUGAAGACAGAGUAAAUAAUUUAGGGUGACCAUACGUCCUCUUUUACCCGGACAUGUCCUCUGUUUUGGGGGCUGUCUGGGCUGUCCGGGUUUGUCCAGGGAAGUUUAUAAAAUCCUUCAAAUGUCUGGGGUUUUGUACGUAAGUUUCGAGUCUGGGUCUUGUGGACAAACUGAGUUAGAAGCACGUAAAAGACAACCGAUACGACCCGAAAAACUCUCAAAAUUAACUUGGUGUGACUCUGUGACUCCGCCCCCGCGUAGUCGUGUCCUCUUUUUUGGGAAGUCAGAAUAUGGUCAAAUACUAUUUAUCUGUGUGAGCACAGACAGGCCUACCUUGGCCACCCUUACAUUCAGUUGUGCUUCCCCAGUCAGCAAGUCUAGAUACGCCCCUGCAUAGUCACACAGAGGAAACAGAAAGAUCUGGAUGCAGUCAGACUGUUAAUUUUACACAAUAAAAACUGUAGGAAAAAAAAUCUGAUUUUGAGUUUGAUAGAACAACAGAGGACGUGCUCAAACUUAACCUCAAACUUAAAAUGUUAAAAAAGGAGACUCCUGAAACCAGCUUAAAACACACACAUCUGCUGUAAGAUAUAUAUGAGCAUCAGAAAGAUGGCUGUCUAUUAGCCCCGCCCUUCACCCAGUCAGUGUACGAGUGAGGAGAGGCAAGAGUCAAGACUUUAAAACUGCAACGGCAACAUUUGCAUAGUUUGCAUAAUAAAAUUCUACCAAUAGCCCAUGCUGAUGUUUAUGAAUGAAUGAAAUGGACAGCUUUGUUAUUCACUGACAUAAACAUGUUUUACAAAGAUUCAACAACUCAAAGUAAGAAUUUCUGUUUUCUUCUCCUUCCUCAGCUCCAUCUGAUCGACACAGAGAGCCACGGAGCGAGCGCUUUAAAAACCACCAUCCUGAGCUUCUGCUCCUACGUGCAGUGGGUGCCUGGCAGCGAUGUGGUGGUGGCCCAAAACAGGGGGAACCUCUGCAUUUGGUACAGUAUCGACAGCCCUGAGAGCAUCACCAUGUUCCCCAUCAAGGUGAGACUUUGUUUCAGUAAUAAGAAUAAAAGUUUCAUUCAAAGUAUACUCUACAAACCUAAAACCACAGAGGCUCAGUGAUGGGCACGGCAGUUCUUUUGGUCUUCUUUUGACGGGGUCAGCUGAUCUGCAUACUUUUCAACCACUUGAUUUACUUCAGCCCCGCGUCUCUGUGCUCCUCCCAAAGCUGACAGAGCAAGUGUCUUUUUAAAGCUGCUGUCCUGCAGCAGUUACUCGCCCUGGGCAGGAGCUUGUCUCUUAAACUUGCUCACUGAUGUUCUCAUUAAUGAUAAAAAUCAGGCAGAGGGAGCUCAAGCUCGGCUGCACUUGGACACUAUGCUUCAGACGAAAGCAUAUGUAGAGUAUCAGACAAUUGAUAUUGCAACUCUGCAGCGUGUCUUCCUCUGAAAUUGUUUUUCUUUGUCUUCAUCAGGGAGACAUUGUUGAUCUCGAACGAACCGACGGGAAGACCAACGUGAUCGUGACUGAGGGAGUCAACACGGUGACAUACACGCUGGACGAAGGUCUCAUCGAGUUUGGAACCGCUGUGGAUGAUGGCGAUUACGACAGGUACAUUAACAACCACAUAGUUUAGCAGAAAAUCACCAUCAUUACCCUGAACUCCAACACCCACCCCCUGCUCCAACUACUUGCUGCUUCCCUGGUUUGGAGUCAGGAGUGACAGCAGGGUGAGCAGAACAGGCCAGAUGUCCUUUUAUCCCCCAGCUUCCUCCAGCUCUUCUCGAGGGUUUCUUCAGAGCUCCCAGGCCAGCUGGGAGAUAUAAUCUCUUCAGUUUGUGUUGAUUUCAACACCUCCAAAAUGAGUCUGCCUCAUCAGAUGGAUAAAUUGUUGCUUCUGUUCUGACCUCUCUGAGUUUGGAGGAGCAGCAGCUGAACUCUCCACAGUCACUCUCAAAUUUGGCAGCUACCAUGUAGAAAAACUCUGUUUUCUGGUAUGAAAUGAGCAUUUGUUGCACCGUGUGUCUGCAUGUUUAUUUUUCAAGAUAUGAAUAUCACCACCCAAAAACUUUUACACUGUAGCUGCUAUGGUUAUGAAACAAAUGUUGCAUUUUGAGGGGUUUAAUAGUCUUUUUAAAGACUAGCAAGGCUGAAUUAUUACAUUACUUAUCAGCAUUUAAAGUAGGGAAGUGUCAGAGUGCGAUGUAAACACAUCUUCUUAUACUGCUUCUUACACCGUCUCUACAACACAACACAUGUGAAACUGUCCUUUCUUUGGCAUCAUGCUUGAUUAUCUUGUCUCAUGACUCAGCAUGUCUCUAUGUGUGUGUGUGUGCGUGUGUGUGUGUGUGUUCAGGGCCACAGCAUUCCUGGAGACUCUGGAGAUGUCAUCAGAGGCUGAGGCCAUGUGGAAGACACUCAGCAAGCUGGCUCUGGAGGCCCACCAGCUGCACAUCGCGGAAAGGUCAGCGAGACACACACACACACACACACACACACACACACACACACACACACACACACACACACACAACCUAAGAAGCUAAUUUUCAUCUCUCCGAGCUAAUUGCGUUCUGUAUCAGUCCUGAUUGUAACUGAGACUUAUCUUUGAGACAAGAGAAAACAAGGGCACCUGGAGCUGUUUGACACUAACACACACACACACACACACACACACACACACACACACACACACACUGGAGAUGUGUCCCUGCCUGACCUCCCUCUCUAACCUCAUUCAUCAUCAAAGACUGUUUAAAUUUCCCCAUUUUUCUGUCUAUAAUAAGCAUUUCUCUCUUUCUGCAUCUGUAUUUCUGUCUGUUUUCAGAAAACUUUCCUGACUUUGAACCCUCUGUCAUUAAUAAUACAUAUGCUGUUCGUUAGGCUUCGGCUUGAUUUGCAUAAAUCAUGAAAUCUGGGAUAGGAACGGUUUUGUCUGCAGCGGGAAAUGUUAAUGAGGGGAGAGAAAAGGAGAGUCAGACAGAGGGAGUUUUUUUUCUUUCAUGACUUUCUCUUUAAUCUGAUGCAACUAUUCAGACGGAUUCUGUAAUAAAGCGGCCAAAUGCUCAGAUGUUUCUUUUUAUUUCUCAGACCCUCAGACUCUCGGCUAAUUAGACAAAAGCUUUAAUUCGUCUCGGCUCAUUAGGUAAAAUUUUCUGACGGAGUGUUGACCAGCAUGUGCGCCUUUUUGUCCUUCCCUUGACUGAAUGUUUCUUUUUCUGAUGUAUACUCGGUUUUUGUCUCUUUGUUUUUGUUUCUUGUUGUUUUCCAGGUGUUUUGCUGCUCUGGGGGACGUCUCGACUGUACGAUUCCUUCACCAAACAAACCAGAUAGCGGACAAAGUUUCACAGGAGACAGUAUGUUUCUUCAUACUGACUUAAUGCACAGCAGAUAAUGGGCUCUGACCGAUUGCUUCACUGUCUCUAAACUCCUGUUGGAGAGAGUUAACAGAGGCGUUAUAGGGGGAAACACAACAGUGACAAGGUGUAGUAGCGGAGCUGAAAGGGGGAAGCGACUCUGUGUGUGUCCAUGUGGCGCUUCUGCUGCCAGGGCACAGACUGUAUUUACUACGGAGAACUUGGUUCCGCCUUCCACUAGUUUACAGAUUUGAAGCCAAAAAGCUCUCAGUGUUUCCGAGUAUUUUCUCCACUUCCUGAAACCAACAUUGCGUAGUAGCGUUGAACACAUUUGGUGGGAGAGUCGCUGUGAUGACGCUCGGCUCAAACAGCGUAUCCCCUGGGUGAGCUAAGUAAUCUUCGUCUGCCUAUAGGCUGUAUCAAGUGUCAAUCAUGGAAAAUAUGAACCCCCUAAUAACUUUUAAAAAUGGAGCUGAACAGAAAAAAGAGGACUUGAGCACAAACCAGUCUUACAGUAACUACAUGUCAACAUCACAAGCAGGGGGAGAAAAAUUUAUAUUUAGUGUAAUAAAUUUCUAGAGUUUGUCCACAGUUCCAUAAGGAUUACUGGAGGAGGCGGGAUUUAUGACUUAUACUGCAGCCCAUCACCAGAGGGUGCUGUUCUCAGGAUGGCUUCACUCAACGAGGAGGCAGACGGCGUCCAUUCUAUAUACAAUCUAAGUGCCAGGGCUUUAGCGCUUGUGCAAUGCUAUAGCACAGUGGUUCUCAAGUCCAGUCCUCGAGGCCCACUGUCCUGCAUGUUUUGGAUGUUUCCCUGUUCAACACAACUGAUUCAAAUGAUUAGCUCGUUAUUAAGCCAUUACAGAGCUUGAUAACGAGCUGAUCAUUUGAAUCAGGUGUGUUGGAGCACUGGACUUGAGAACCACUGUGCUAUAGCACAAUCCAAAGUCACCCAAUAGGACACCAGUAUUAUAUCUCAGUGUAAGCAAUAGAGGAAAAGUCUGUAGUUGGCCCCAGUGCAAAUACAUUUUCUGAGCCUUUCUUGCCCCAAACAGAGACGCACACUCUUGUACACCUAUGCGCCAUACAUACACAACCACUUGAAGCACACAAUUGGUGUGACUGUAUAAAAACGUUUAGUGCAACUCUUUCUAAACCAGCCAAUGAUCAGAACAAUGGAGAGCAGCCAUAGUGACACAUUAAUCUGCACGAAUCUAUCAACCUGUCUCUAACCACCACAGGCUGAUUUCUUUCAAGAUGCUGCGAGGAGUUUUGAGCAGGUUAUAAAACAGACUGACUCUAAUUCUAGUUUCCAUGCUGUGCUGUUUUAAACCCGCCUUUUUACCUAUUAAUAUGAGCAACAAAGACAAAUGAUGACAUUUUUAAAGAGAGGCCUUUUUACAACCUACAAAAGCAUUGAAGACCAUCAGUGAUAGAACUGAUUUCUUCAUAUAGUUAUAUCUGCUGUGUAAAAUCACAGGUAGGUUCCAUGUAAUUUAAUUAAAGCCACUAUAAGGAGUUUUUUAUGCUUAUGAAACAGACCGAAAUUCAUUUUAAUGACUUUUUAUGAUAUGUAAAAGCAAAGAAGAGCAUCAGAGAGAAGUUUAAAUGUGGGUGUGUAUAUGUCAACAGUACAGUCCGGUAUAUUCCGUAGUCAGAGCCCUUCUCUAAUAUUUCUUGAGUUAAUUAAACUGAUCUAAUUUCCUCAAAAUGGCUGAAUAAUCACUGGACUUCGUGGUGUUUUUGUUUGGCCAGGGAGGAGAUGGGACAGAGUUUUUUGAGGUCCAGGCCCACGUGGCGAUGCUGGAUAAGGACUUUAAACUGGCAGAGAUGCACUACAUGGAGCAGGUUAGUGACACACCUUCUCUUUUCCUCACUUAAACAAAAUGUACAAAAGCAUAGGAAAAAUUUCCACAUUUUCAUAUAAGCAGUAAUGAUCGACGAUGAAAUUUUGGAUCCAUUCAUCAUGAGAUUGUAACAACCUGAGUUUUAUCAUAUGCAGCACCUGAAGUUGUUGCUUUGAUUACGCUGAACUCUUUGUUGUAAGUAUCUGUGUUUUCUGUGUUUCUGCAGAAUGCUUUGGAUGAAGCUAUAGCCAUGUACCAGGAGCUCCACAUGUGGGACGACAGCAUCGCUGUGGCUGAAGCAAAGGUAAUGAUGAUCACUCUAAAUUUAUACCCUACAGCUCCGCAUUUGAGAGAGCGGGUCCCUACUGCUGCUGCUGCUGCAAACUUCAGCCUUUUUUGGUGCAGCUCUUUGUUGCCACAGGAGUUUAUUUCAUUUUGAAAGAAGUAAAAAUCACCACUGUAAGGAAUUAUUUCCAAAUUCCUCAUCAAAUCCCAAGAAAAAACAAAAGCAAAUCACUUUUUCUCCUGUUGCCGGACCAAAUGUUGAAUGUCAUAAAUGUUGGAUGUGUGGCAACAUCAACAAUAAUGUUAACAGUUAAAAUAACUACAACUAUAACAAUAAUAAUCAUGACAAAAACAGUGUAAAGAAACAACAGUAUUGAUUACAGCAAUAACAACAUUAAACAAAAUCAGCAAUAAUAACAUAAUGAUAACAGUUAUCAUCAAAUUUAAAUUGUAAUGGGACCCAGAAUUGAUCCCUGUGGGACUCCACGCAGAGAAGCAGACUCAAAUCAAGAGGCUUUUUCUUUUCUUACUGAAUUUAAGUUUUUUUUUUAAAUGUCCUCAGGGCCACCCUGAGCUGGACAGCCUUCGUGGGAACCGUUACCAGUGGUUAAUGUCAACGGGUCAGGACGAGAAGGCCGGUGAGGUAAAGGAGAGUGAAGGCGACUUUCAGGGAGCCAUCAACCUCUACCUGAAAGCCGGACUUCCUGCUAAAGCUGCUCGCCUCGCCAUCAGCCGGCCUGAGAUCACCAACAACAGUGACACUGUGGGCCGCAUCGCAGCCAGCCUCAUUAAGGGAGAGUUUUAUGAGCGGGUGAGUGGACUGUCUAAAUAUCCUCUCUCUCCUUUUUUUCCUGCCUUUUUCUUUAUCUCUUCUCCUGAGAGAUGCCAGCAGAGAAGUAUCGACAGAGAAACAACAUCUUUCUUUGUUUAUACAGAUUUACUCUCUGUCUCCCUCCAUCUGUCUGUGUCUUUUUCUGUCUGAAAACUCUUUUAUUUCUCCUCCAGCCAUCUGUGUUUGUGAAACAGGUAGAAGAGAGGCUCUGGAAAUCAGAGAGAAACUUUGUGGAAUGUGUUGCUCUCUCCUGAUAUUGCAGGGUUUCAUUAUUUUAUAAUUUUUAAAGACAGAUCUUUGUGCUUGAAUGUGUUUUUUCAGCUUGUGGCGGCCUACAUGUCCUUGUGGCUGUCUGUACAUUUUCUAUAAGUUGCAAAGACUUUAGAGAAGAUAAGUAAGCAUUAAACUAUUUAAAAAGAAAAAUUUUGAUGGUAAUGGUGGUAAAAGUAAAUGUCUGUAUUAGACAUAACUGUAUGAGGCAGUUUGCUGUGCUUUGACAGUCCCCCAUACAUCCCACCUCAACUAUUUCUCUGGUCUAAUAUCUUAUAGAGGAAUUUUGGAUCUUAAACGAAAAUUAAACUCAAUGAGUCAAACUAAGAAAAAGCCAGAAAAGGACUUCUUGAACUUUAUAAUCACAGUUAAGUUGCGGGUCAUCAUCCAUUCCUAAUAAUAUUCAAAUUUAGGGUUGAUCAUUACCCCUGGGACCCCUUUUGAGAUGAUAUUGCCUAAUAAAAUAAUUAGAUUAGAUUAUUUUAGAUUAGAUUAGAUUAGUUUAUUUAAAAGGGGACAGUGCAAUUUCAUAAAACACAAGAUUACACAUGGUUAAAAAAAGCCAGAAUUAGCCAUAAGGCUAGUUUUCAUCUGUAGUCCCCUGGCCAUGAUGUGAAAAAGGCAGUAAAAUUACAAUUUAAAAAAGAAGAAAAGAAAAGAAAAGAGAGAAGAAAAAAAAACCAACAAAAAAAUAAACAAACAAAAAAAAUUCUUUGUUGUGCUUUUAUUUUGAUGGUUUUUUUUCUGUCUCGUUCUACCUGUGUUGUCAACCUAUGCUUUUAUUUUGAAGUUGACUGCCUUUGCUGGAUCAUUGUGGCAGAACUGAACAAAAAUAUAGGGUCAGAAAGUAAAAAUGUUUGGUUAAUCAGUGAGUAAAAGAGGCGUCAGCUCCGACUCUGUUUUUGACUUCACAAAAAAUUCUGUAUAUCAGUUUUAAAAGAGCCGAAUCAUCUCCAAGAAGGCUGCUUCAGCUAGCUCACUAUCAGUCAUCCACUUCUUCUUCACCUGUCCUGCUUAUUAUGAGGUGUGGCAGCCAACAUACAGGACAACUACAAUGAUGACGCAAUAUUACUGUGUGCUUAUUAUUUUGCACGAUAUCAACAUUUUUAUUGUCAACAUAUAGCUCUUGUUUGAUAUUUUAAAUAUUUAGCGUUUACUGUCAAUGCUUGAACUUUUGAGGCCUAUUAAAACACACUUCAGCUACCAGAAUGGGGUUUUCUACCAUGUAAAUUUGUCCUUAUAAACUUUAUUUAUGUCUCCUGAACAGGCCGGUGAUCUGUAUGAGAAGAUCAGAAACAACCAGAGAGCUCUGGAGUGCUACGUCAAAGGAGGCGCCUUCAGGAAAGGUAAAUCACUGGUGAACUGGUGGCAUUCAGAGCUAAUCUUUUAAUACGUCAGAGAGUAAAAAUCUCUUAUCACACCAGCAUGUUUUCAUUGUUAAAUAGCUCAAAGUUCAGCCUCAAUGACCUAUUGUGAUGUUUGUACAAAAGUUACAAGUUCCUGUGACAUGUGACAGGAUGUUUGCCAACGUGUUGCUGUAUGUUGUGGAGUUGAGCGUUGGUAAAUAAAGUUUCUCUUUCUGCUUCCUGUAGCGGUGGAGCUGGCGCGCCUCGCCUUCCCCGCUGAGGUGGUGAAACUGGAGGAGGCCUGGGGAGACUACCUCGUCCAGCAGAAACAGAUGGACGCAGCCAUCAACCACUUCAUUGAAGCAGGGUACGAAGUGUUCAGGACCAAAAAGACAAAGAUCUAGGCAGAUGGAGAGAGGGAAUGAUGAAAAAAUUAAAAAUAAUCCAAUGGAGACCGCCAAUUGUUCUGUAAAUCAUCACCAGGACCACGACAGAGGGAUGAGAAGAGAUAUCUAUAAACCUGAUUAUGUUCUUUCCCCAAAAAACACCAAAUAAGGACAAGUGACCAGCACACAGACUGCUAUUAUUUCCUGGUUGAAAAGGCAUCUGAGGCUGAAUUUUGACUUUGAGAACAACAAAGGUUUUAAAAAUAAGACUUCUGCUGCUAGUUCUGCCCGAUAAAGUUUCAGCAUUUGCCUCAGAGUUAACAAAAAUGAUCUGGUUUAACUUAAAAACUGAGAAAAUAUAUUGUGCAUUUGGCUGCCUAUCUGUUUUGGUGUACUGGUUUAACCACAUUCAUUGAAUUUUAGGGAUAAAAACAGAAGCUAUACUAAAGUUUGUCUGUUUUCUUUGUCGUCUGUUGCCUCUCAGCUGUUCCCUUAAAGCCAUUGAAGCUGCCAUUGCAGCCCGACAGUGGAAGAAAGCUGUCCACAUCCUGGCAUUACAGGAAGAUUCAUCAGCAGGAAAGUACUACUUAAAGAUCGCCCAGCACUACGCCUCUGUGCAGGACUAUGAGGUAAGAGAUCAGAGAGGAUUAUUUAGUGUUAAAAAGGUCAAAGAAUGAGGCUGAGGGGACAAUGAGGGGCAUGUUUUGUGCAACAGGGUGAACAUUCAGUUUGCUCAUGUGUAAAAGUUUCUUCAUACUCCUGCAAAACUGUUCAUUUAUGGCAAAUACAAUGGUAGCAAUACCUUAAGUAACUGUACCUCAUGCAUAUUCUGCAUAGACGGAUCUGAGGUCAUUUGAGUCCAAGGUAAGGUGAGCUCUUUUGCAGCCAGAGGAGUUCAAAAAACAGUGACAGGUUUUCACUGGUGACUCAUUCCUAAGCAUUUCUCCAAGGAUAUAUUAGGGCACCUAUAACACACACCUAUACAGACACAACCUUGAACACAAAAAUAAACCUCAGUUCGGUCUCCAUGGAGCAGUGAGUGGGCUGUUUCUUUGAGGGUUUAUUGGCAAUGAUAACAGGUCAGAUGGUUUCAACAAAAGUUGCCAAAACACCAGAAAAACAGGACUGAUGAAAAGGAGAAGAUGAGGAUGAAUCUGGUAUAGAUACAAAGAAAAGAGAAAAAGGAAGAGAGAUGAUGAUGACGGUGAAGCUCAGCUCAUUCUGAUGAGCUCAGCUGAGCCAAACAGCCUCCACAGACUGCCAGCCUCUGAAAAUAGCAGGCCAUUUCAGUCUGUUUGCUCUAUGGGCAUAUUCACAGAAAGUAAUUAAGAUAACAAGCUCUUUGCUUUCCAACUUGUGGAAGUUGCAGGAAAAGUAUGAUUCGGUUUCAAACUUAAACAAUGGAGGGAGCUCACACCUGUGAUUUCAAUACAGAAAUUAUCAGUGAAAAAACAAUGAGUUAACAUUUUUUAAUCAGAACAAGCGACCAAGCGGCACAUACAUUUGUUUCACUGAUACUGGUGUUAGCACAGCUUCAAUGGAGUCAAACUUCUCCUUUAUGGAGCAAAAAUCGCUCUUAUUGAACUCAUGAACGCUUCCAUUUCCCAAACCUGCCAUCUCUGCUAAAUUCCCCCGACAGAUACACAUGUCCUCCCCUAAUCACCACAAUCUCCCUCCUCUCAUACGAACAGAAUAAUGUGAGGAACUAAUUUUGCAUAUAGUUUUUUAAGUGCUGUGAACCUUUUACAAUCCCAGGUCUUCUAUCAUUUCUUUUUCUUUAUUAUUAUUCUAAGUUCAAAAAUCAGAAAAAGUGUGAGAAUCUGUCUUUGUUCAGAUUGUGUUUCACUGUUUAUGAUUAUGUUAAUGUCUGUGUUUUGUUUUGUGUUUAAAUGGCCUGCAGCUGGCAGAGGAGCUGUUUGUGAAAGGAGGUCACAUUAAAGAUGCUAUAGACAUGUACACUGCAGCAGGGCACUGGGAGGAGGCUCAUAAGGUCAGUGUGGAUCAUGAUCUAACAUGGUGUGGAAUAAAAACAGUCUAAUUCCUGUUUUUUAGGUUAUUUUUCAGACAGUGGAUAGGAUUUAAACACGCUUCACAAUUAAACCCAUGAGCUAAACCAGGACCUGAGACUAAACUUUGUGCAUAGUCUUGAGACUUUUGAAGUUUUUUUUUUUUUUUAGAGGGAUAUGAAAAAGGUAACUUGAUGAGUUUCAGUAAAUAAAGAUACACAAGCUCAUUUACGAUAACUAAGUUCAGUAAAAGAGGAAAUCUGCUAAAAACCACAGAAAUAAAAGCAGAGCAGCUCCAGGGUCUUAUAAGCCAAAGUGAAAAAUAAACUUCUGAAUAUAUCAUAUACAAUGAAAUAUAAUUCUAAUUUAUUUUACCAGGUGAAAAAAAUCAACAAAAGUGUCAGGGAGCGGCUAAGUUACCUACAAGAGGUUGUACCUUAAAUGAAAAAUCAAGAUUGUAAUGGUAAUGACUGAUACAAAAAGCACAAAAUUGCAUAAAAGUCUGUAGAAAACUUAUUUUUAGCUAGCAGUUAAUAAUGACCUUCAAUAGUUAAAACUUCUGUGAGGAGUUUUUUGAGGAUGAUGAAACAGACUUUAAUUUAAAUCGAUGCCUCUUCAUGAUACCUGAAGACGAACACGACCGUCAGCUACAUAACUGACCAUGUUUAUACCCAAAGUUUUCAUGCCUUAAACUGACUUGAAGGGGUAAAUGUCAGAGAAAAACACUAAUUUUCAAUAAAAUAUUCACAAUAAAUGAGAAAUUCGGGUGUUGAAGUCAACAGCAGGAGGGGGCGCCAGAGCGGACAAAACCCAGAAGUCCCUCACAGGAGCUUUAAUUACGAACAUUUAUGUUAUAACUACAUUCUUAAAAUAACAAUAUAUUUAAACAAACUAGAGAAUAACAAGCAUGUGAUUCUCUUCAAAAAUUUUGGCUGUAAAGCUAAACAAAAGAAGAGAAAUACAAAAUGACAUGAAAAUACCCAACCUGACCAAAAAAUUCACUGACACUGAGUUUAAAACAGCAGUGUUAAAAAUGGACAAAUGGCUUCAAAGAUUUCAAGGCUAAAAGAGAUUAAAGAAAAGCAUAAUGAUUGAAGGGACUGCUGUGACUCGACUAGAAACCAGGAUAAGUUUUAAAAUGUUUUUGUUUGUAUUCUGCAGUUGGCAGUGAAGUGUAUGACGGAGAAGGAAGUCAUGGCUCUGUAUAUCAGCAGAGCUCAGGAGCUGGAGAGAGACGGAAAAUUCAAGGAGGCCGAGCGGUAAACAGAGAUCACUUUAUUUAUAGCAGUUUGUCACAUCAUACGCCGCUGAAUGCAUGGAUAAUGGAGAGAAGCAAACUAGCAUGACUGUGUUUGAAGCUGUCUCACGAUUAGAGUGAGAAAAACAGUAUUUAACCGCUGACAGGUGGUAAUUUCAGACGCUGUUUGGACUUGACUGUCUUUUCAAUUCUUUCCAUUAUGUCAAGAGUGUUUCACAAAAAAAGGCGCCUCUCACAGUUUUUGACACUCACACUUAAAAAAAUAAAAUGACUGGACUACGAAUGAUUGUCUGUGUGUGUGUGUGUGUGUGUGUGCGUGUGUGUGUGUGUAGGCUAUUUGCCACAGUAAAGCAGCCCGACUCUGCCAUAACCAUGUACAAGAAGAACCGGAUGUUUGAUGAUGUCAUCCGCCUGGUGGCCAAACAUUACCCUGACGUGUUGACAGAGACCCACAAACACCUGGCCGAGGUAACUACAGCCGUGAUUUAGGACGAAAUCAUGUCACUGGAUUAUUGAAAAGCAUUUAAAUCCAUCUUUACAACUACAGAGCUAACUAUAUUUUAGGGAUGUGUGAGAUCCCGACCAGAACACUAUCAAGAGAGGAAAGAAGGUCCCUUUAAAUAUUAUUGAGACUACAGUGUGUACAGACCACUGAUUAUUCAGCUGUCUAAUUAUUUAACUGAAUGUUUUAUUUGUUGUUAUAAAAUAUACAUAGCUUCUAUAUUUAGACUAUAAAAUACAGGGAAUGGAGGAGAAAAGUAUGUUUUUGUUAUUUUUUUUAUGUUUAUUUCCAUUUAAAGUCAGCAUAAUCAGCUGCUCUGCAGUCCCCCCUGUCACCCAGUGUGGAGUCACCAUUUUACUGUCUUUCCAAGACAGAAACAACAGUUUGGCUAUGAUUCCUCUCAAUCUUUUGAAAUUGCCAGAUUUGUUUUUCCUGGAAGCUUUUUUUGAGCAAAAUUGACAGCCUACCAGCACUCAGGUGUUGCUCUGUGCCGCCAUGCAGGGACGUGCCCCGAACUUUUUGACUGGGCUAGCCAGGAUGUAUGUGCACACAGGUUAUUAGCAUUCACCGUAUUUCUCCUAUUUUUUCAUUUUUAACACUAUCAACAGAGGGUUAUAGAGACGAUUCUUUGUAUCAUUUUAGAAGAUUGAUAUAUAAGAGGCUGUCUCAGCUGUCACUGGGCAAGAGAGAGGUUACACCCUGGACAGGUUGCCACAGCUGGGAUAGGCUCCAUCCCCCAAAUUUUCUAUAUUUUGGGGGCUUAUAUACAUUAAUAUCAAAAAACUUCCCAUCAAAGCUUUAAAUGUAUUCUCAGGAGUGCUGGAUACAAAAGAGUUCUUUAAUCCUUAUAUAACGAAAGGUAAAAGUGUGUGUGUACAGUGCACCCCUACAGAUGACACUAAUGCACCAUUUUACAUUAGUUAUGUUGAGAUAAAGUCACAUAUAGACCCUUUAAGCUCCAGGAGGGCAAAGAAGAUUUAUAAGGAAUCCCAAUAAGGUUUAAUCCCCGAGUGUUUUUACUUGCUUUUGUCAGCAGCUUCCACUUUUUUUGCUGUGUUGCAAACUGAGAAAAACGAUUGCUGAAGGGACAUGAAAUCUACUUAUCAGCACCUCUAUUUAGGACUCACAUUCAUGCACUUGAAUCAGCUUUUUUUUUUUUGUAGAUUAUCAAUGCUGCAGCGUGCUCUUUUGUGCCACCUUACUUCGCCUGAUAUGUAUGUUGUGCUCAUGUGUGGUGUGACUGUGUUGUAGGAGUUGGAAGCUGAAUCCAGGUUCUCAGAGGCAGAGUACCACUUCAUGGAGGCUGGAGAGUGGAAAGCUGCGGUGCAAAUGUACAGAGUCAACGAUAUGUGGGAGGAAGCAUACAGGGUAAAUACGGUCACAUGUAUUCUGUGGGCUCACCUGCUGUUGAUCUCAGGCUUUGGACUCUGAAUGAUCAAACUGUGAUUGUAUGUUUUAGAAGUAAACGUCUCAUCCCACACAACAUACAUUUACAGUAAUGUUUAAUAUUUUAUAUAUUCAGUGUUAGAAAUGCUACAUUUGUAGAAAAAGUACUUUUUCCUGCACACUGUCAAAAGUAAUCAAAUGUCAUACCAUCUAAAUGAACCAUUCAUGCAUCAUUUCUGCUGCAGACUCAGUCAACUACAUAGAAACAGAUGGAUUUUUCUAACGCUUUAGAAACAUGCCAGACUUUCAUUUUAAGGAUAGCUGGCUCAUUAACACAACAUACAGUAUAUAAAAUAGUCCUUGGAGACGAGCCACAGAAAGAAAGAGAUGCAGUCGGUUAAUUCAACAAUAUGACAACAUUUACUGAUAGCUGCCAGAAUAAAAAGCUCUGGACAACUUAACUUUUCCGGUUAUAUACGUGGAAACAAUUAAAAUAGAUAAGAGUGAGGAAGUUUGGGAUUAAAUACUUAAGUCCAAGUCCAGUUUACCUGAGUCCAAGUCCAAGUGGAGUCCCCACUAUCUUAGUCCUAGUCAAGUCCGUUUUACCUGAGUCUAAUUCCGUGAUGAGUUCACACUCGAGGUCAAGUCCAAGAAGAGUCUCUUUAUCUGAGUCAAGGUAAGAGUUAAGUCAGUACCAAGUUUUAGUCGUGUACCUACAAUUUAAGUCCAAGUCCAGAUUAGGUCCCCAUUACCUAAAUCCACUUUCUAGUCAAGUCUCCAAUACCUGGGUCCUAGUCUGAGUCAAGUCAUGCUUUCAUCCAAGUUCAAGUGAAACCCCCAUUUUCAGAGUAAAAGUCCUUAUUGUUAAAGCUCAAGGGUACAAGUCCAACUCCAAGUCCUUAAUGCCUAAGUUAAAGUCCAAGUCGAGUCUCCAUUACCUGAGCAGUAAGUCCAGUCAAUACUUAAUGCCUGAGUAUGAAUUAGGUCAUUCCUCAGUAACUCAGUCCUUGUCUUAGUCAAGUGCCUCAGUCCUGCAUCCAAGUUUGUGUCAAGUCCCAUUACCAGAGUAGUCCAAGGCCUGACUUUAUAACCUAAGGCCAAGUCCAAGUCGAGUCCUUGUUGAGUCCCCCACUAUCUGAGUCCAAGUCCCAGCCAAUUUUAUACAAAUACAUGAAGUAUCAUAAAAUAAGAAGAGUACAGUACAGAUGGGUGUAGAGUUUGUGCUUCUUGUUGACUGUUUAUUGCUGUUGUGUUGCUGAGCUCAGAGCAGCUUUAUACCUUCAACCAAAGGUUUUUUUUCUCUUAGUUUAUCUGUGCUGAGGGGCUGAGGAACUCACACUGCUGCAGGACUCCUAUAGACAUAAAAACAUGUAUAUAUAUGUUGGUGUGUGUGUUUGUGUGUGUCAGGUGGCAAAAAGCCAUGGAGGAAAUGGAGCCCAGCAGAAGGUGGCGUACCUGUGGGCUCGCAGUCUGGGAGGAGAGGCGGCCGUCAAACUGCUCAACAAGUUUGGUCUCCUGGAGUACGCCAUCGAGACAGCGUCCAAUAACCUGUGAGUUUCUUAACAACACACAGGGGACCAUUAAUAUUCACACACAUCCUGACGUUUGCAUUUAGGAUUUCAACCUGCAGCAGUGCUGUAUAAUGUCACAUUUGGUCAUCGUUUGAUUAAAUUUGUCAUGAUUUCAGUUUCUUUAUGUCCUCUCCAGCUCUUUUGACUUUGCAUUUGAUUUGGCUCGUCUUUCAUGCAAAGAAAAGACUCCUGAGAUCCACCUGAAAUACGCCAACUUCCUGGAGGACGAGGUAAAUACGCUCAUUUACAUAACUCAUGUAUAAACCAUGGGUAUUUUUAUUUUACUGUUACUGAAGUAACUUUGCAGGGUUUCCAGCUCAAAGAAACCCUUUUUUUUGUUACAACUGGCAUCUGGGAAACCCCUUAUUUCAGCCUCUGCCUUAUUUUGUACGGUGGCCCUGAGGUGCAAAACACAAUGGCAAAUCAGAGGACACAACACAAAAAGAGAAAACACAACAACAAAUCAGAAGACACAGAACAAAAAGAGAAAAAAACACAACAGCAAAGAAAACACAACACAAAAAGAGAAAACACAAUGGUAAAUCAGAAAAAGAAACACAAAAAAAGAGAAAGCACAGUGGCAAAUCAGAUAAAAACAGCACAAAAAGAAAAAAACACAACGGCAAAUCCGAAAAAAACAAAACAAAAAGAAAAAAACACAACAGCAAAUGAGAAAAAAAAACCACAAAAAAGAGAAAACACAACGGCAAAUCAGAAAACACAAAACAAAAAGAAAAAAACACAACAGCAAAUCAGAAAAAAAACACAAAAAAAAGAAAACACAACAACAAAUCAGAAGACACAGAACAAAAAGAGAAAAAAACACAACAGCAAAGAAAAUACAACACAAAAAGAGAAAACACAACGCUAAAACAGAAAAAAACCCACAAAAAAGAGAAAACACAGUGGCAAAUCAGAUAAAAACAGCACAAAAAGAAAAAAACACAACGGCAAAUUAGAAAACACAAAACAAAACAAAUAUAAAAAAACAACAGCAAAUAAGGAAAAAAAACAUAAAAAGGGCAAAUCAAAAAACACAACACAAAAAGAAAAAAAACACAACAGCAAAUCAGAGAACACAACAGCAAAUCAGAAAACACAACAGCAAAUAAGAAAAAAAAGAGAACGAGAAACCACAUAGGCAAAUCAGAAAAAACAGCACAAAAAGAAAAACACAAUGGUAAAUAAGAAAACAACACAAAAAGAGACAACACAACGGCAAAUAAGAAAACACAAUGGUAAAUGUUGUUGGGUUUUCUGAUUUGCCGUUGUAAUUUUCUCUUUUUGUGUUGUUUUCUUAUUUACCAUUGUGUUUUCUGAUUUGCUGUUGUGUUUUCUGAUUUGCCAUUGCAUGUUGCACCUCAGGGCCACCGUAAUUUUGGCAACCGUUCCUCUAACAUAAAGUAAGACACAGCUUGUGGGUGUGGCUUUUUACACAGCCUUGCAGUCAUGAAUUGACCUGAAAGUCAUGCCUUUACAGAAAACGUCUGGGGCUAGCUGUUAGCAGCUAUUAGCUCUGCAUGUAGCAAUCAUGUUAGCAUCUGUUAGCUGUUGUUACAUGAGCAGCUACUUACAGUUUGUGGUUGCAAGCCCUCAUGAAAGGUCCUUGAAGAUGGACCAGCAGCAGGUUUCACAAAGAGUUGAGGUGCAUACCCAGCUUGUACUGUCCUUUGGAGAGAAAAUAGCUGAAAAGAACACUUGAGAUCAACUCACCAAGACAAAGAGUGGAGGACAAAGACGAGCGGUGAAUCAGACUUGUCAAGCUUCCACUUGGGCUUGUCCUUCUGCAUUGUCCUUAUGGUAUAACAGAACCUGGCAAUACGCUGUGGCUGUGUCUCGAAACAAGCAUUGUUCAUCAUCAUCCUCAUUAUAGAACUUUGCAGUUUUCUUGUUUGGACACAAAACACCGUAACACCAUAUAAAUCAAAGUAAGAAUCGGCAAAAUAGGUCACUUUGAACUGCACCAGCCCAAAGAACAGAUUAAUUCCUUCAAACUAAAAAGCAUCCGUCUUGAAUCUUGGAUUACAUGAAGUAUUUCUGUCAUUUAGCCUCUUUUGUAAUGCAAUAACAUGUCCUCUGAUUAUUUCAUGUUUCAGGGCAAGUUUCCCGAGGCUGAGGCCGAGUUUGUCAAAGCAGGAAAACCCAAAGAAGCUGUGCUCAUGUAAGUACACAUAAGGGAUGGUGAUCAGGUUGUCAUGAUGGCAGCAUUAACCAACUUAUCAUACAUUACAGUUUACUGCUUAUCAUACGGCUACUUACGUCAUUAGUCUCUUGAGACCUUUGACCUUUUCACUGCUGUUUCCAUGCACCUAUUUCAGGCAUUAAAGGUGACAGUAAAAGAGUUGUUCAUUUUGUUGCUGACAGCCUUGUUUGAGACCCAGGUUUAGAAAGUUUCAAGUUUAUUUUUCCAUUUCUCCCCGAUGGGUUUCAACUUUUCUUAAAAAACGCGGGUUGUUUUUGUGGUUAUAUUUGGGCUUGUGUUUGUGAACCGCUCCAGGUACAUCCACAACAAGGACUGGGCCAGCGCACAGCGGGUGGCCGAGGGACAUGAUCCAGAGAGCGUGUCCGAGGUUCUGGUCGGCCAAGCCACAUUCUGCUUUGAACAGAAAGAGUUCCAGAAGGCUGAGGCCUUCCUGCUCCGAGCUCAGAGACCCGAAAUCGCUAUUAAAUAUUACAAGGUGAACUGCGGGAGCCAAAGAGGAGCUCUUACUGCGAGAAUUAUUUUUACCCCACUGAAAAUUUGCUCAUUUUUAUGACUUUUAUAUACAAUCUUAGAGUUUGAAGAUCACACUUUUGUUAAAUUCUUUUAUCUCUGUGUUUAUCAGGGUGCAGAAAUGUGGACUGAUGCCAUGCGAAUCUGUAAGGAAUACCUUCCCAACAAGCUCUCGGUGCUACAGGAAGAGUAUGAGAGGGAGACCUCAAAGAAAGGAAACAGGUUAGACUGAGACCGAAACAACAACGAAUCAGAGCCCAUUUACAUUCCAGGCAGCUUGAAAAUGUUCAUAAAUUUGAUCCUUUUUCCUAUUAGAUUGAAAAAACAACUCAAAAUCUCUGCUCGGCUCAAACAGACGCUGAAAGUCUUUUUCAAGUUGUAUCAACAAAAGCAAACAGCCUUGAGAACCAGACUCACAAACAAAGACGAGAUGUUUUCUUUCAGAUGAGUUUUGACUUUUUAACCUUGUUUUGUUGCAAAGAAUCCUUCAAAAGGCAAAAGAGAAACAUUAAAAACCCUCGUUUGACGAACAUUUGGCAGUCCCUCCCCACUCACCCUGCAGUAUCGUCCAUGCACAAAGAGCUGGUUUGAUGCUUUAUUGAAACACAGCUCGAGUGCUAUCCCAGAUUGAAACUACCAAUGAGGAAUAUCUCGUUAGCAGGCAGAGCGGCAUCAUCCUCCUCCCAUCCAUCGCUUCUCCCUCUUUAAUAACUCCUGGGAGAAAAAACAUCAAAAGUUACCAACGGAGACGGACAAGGAAGAGGGUUAAAGAGAGAAAAUAUUGAAUUAUUGCAGCAGUCUGCUGCUCGGGCUCCUGAUGAAAAGUGUAAAGGCUUCCCAUUUCCCACAACUGAGAUCAAAUUCAGUUUGCUUGGAGGUGAUUCCUUUUCAUGAGGUGCUGAAAAUGGGGGCAUUUUGAAGGACAUAGACCUGAAGCACAAAAGACAGUGAAUAAAUACUGGGUAACUGUGACUCUUUGGUGCUGCAGCAAUAUGUUAUGUGAAAGCCAGACGGAGUAAGGCUCUGAUUUGAGCAUAUUCUUCUGCAAUUACUUCCACCAACAUGGACUAAAAUAAUAAUCACAUGAAGACAGUGUUUGUCACAGAGGGUUCAGUUUCGUAUGAUCAGCCUUAAAAAAAUUAUCUUACAAAUAUGAGGUACUAUUGCUACAGUGGGUCAGGUUGAGUACUGUAAAUUCUAAUCCUAUCUAUCAGAAUAUAAAAUAUACAAUAUAUGUGGAAAACUGACACACAAGCUAGGCUACAGUUUUCUGCAAGUCUCCCACAUGAUUUAUUUAAUUUUUAGAGACUCAUCAAAUGUACACUCCACUAAGAUUUUCAGCUCUGUCCUUUGCCAUUAGAAAGCCUAUUUGUUUGGGCACCAAUAGCAGACACAACCAACAUAAAUACUACCCUGCAUGCAAUGCAAUCAGCCGGUAUGCUCUAUGGUAUAUCAGCUUUGCUUAAUAUUUAGCACUAAAUGCAGCAGACACAGUAGUGGCUUCAUAGUUUGUUAUUUCCACUCAUUUUCCCCCUCCAGCAGCUAACACAGUGUUUUAUUACUUUGUAGUAAAUAACCUUGAAAGCCGAGCACUUCCUUUAAAGAUGCACUUCCAUUCAGCUUUUCUGUUAUUCUGAUUUAACUCCUGAGUUUUAAAGAGAGUUGGUAACCAACUGCGGCGUUCAGUACAAAAGGGAGCUCUGGCAAGUUGCUGCUUCGUGUGAACAUCUGGUUAAUUUUGAUUCCCAGAGAUCCAAAGGUGCUGUUGUUACCAAGUCUCACAGAUACACAGGCUUUAGCCAACAGUGAACACACCUGCAUCACUUUCAAAUAAUGAAGCAGUCCUUAGAGCAAAUUUGGCUCGUGAUUAGUACAACCUGAGGACCUCUGGUGAUUUGUAAAUUAACAGUCUGAUUUAUUUCAAAAAGAAGUUGCUCAUGUCCAGAACUAUCUUGUGGAUUAGUGGUUGCUGAGCAUUAUUUGAGGAUUUCUAUAUGUCCUGGGAUAUGAUGAGUGAUUGCAGGCUGCUGUCUAAUGAAAAUAAUGAAAAUAAGGGUCAUUGUGUGCAGUUAUGAAACAAAACGGUUUCACUCGUUUUGAGAAUUCAAACUUGGAGGGAAACGACUUUUCUGAUCAUUGAUUCCCUGGAUAUCAGGAGUUCUUGUUCAGGGUUUCACAGUGCUGAAAGUUCAAAUGCACCUCAGCUGACAUGUUCUUGUUUUUGUUUCCUUGUGUGACUCUUAUUUAUUUAUUUUUUUUUCAGAGGUGUAGAGGGUCUGCUGGAACAGGCUCAGGAGUGGGAGCAGGCAGGUGAAUACUCUCGGGCUGUGGAGUGUUAUCUGAAGAUGAAGGACGACUCCAACACCAACCUGAUGGAGAAAUACUGGAUGAGGGUAAAACACAUUUACUUUGGGCUUUAACACAUCAAGAUAUUGCUUUGGGUCUAAACAUACGUAGAGGCUCUAAACUGACCUGCAUCCUCCGUGCUUUUGUACUUUUAUUGCUGACAAGCACCUUGAGCAACCCCACUUCAAAAAAUGCUGAACUAUUCCUUUAAUUCUUGCUGUCCACCCUUUCCUGUGGUAGAAUUUCAGGAUGCAGGAAAUUCUUGGUCUUAUCUGCUGCAACUAACUGAUGAAGUGAGCACAGGGAAAAUGUCCACAUCCGCCACUGUAAUGGCUGAAUGAUAAAGUAGACGUAUAGUAGUGGUCGACCUUCUCCCUGAGGGUAGAGGUCACAGUGUCACCACCAUCAAUAGAUGACCUCCCAGGGUUUCACACCAGUUAUUGUGUGUUAUCGACCACAGCUCUGUGCAGAUCCGAUCAUUUGGACUUUGAAUAGCAGCUCUGAUGGUGUUGCUAAAAGAAAGGUCACUAGGUCCCGCAGAUCAAUAGCUUAUUUUUUUUUCCUUUGGCGAUCUGAAUAACAAAAGAAGAGAAAGAAAGACUGACUGUGUGUUUUCAACAGAGAAUUAAACCAUUUUUUCUUCUGACCCUGUUAAAAGCGAAGGUCCAAAGGUUGAUCCGCCGCGAUCAAUGUGUGCAUUACAUCAAAGCCUGAACACACACACACACACACACACGAUUACAGCUUCUUUAUUUUAAAGAAAGAGUUAAUGUAAUGGCCAGAGGCUGGUUUCAGUCUUAUCCUCUUCAUCUUUACAAACGGUUUUAUAAAAAUCAGAAUAUUACAGUAUUAUCCUCUUAUAUUAAGCAGUGGAUUCAAAUCUACUCAAAAAAAUUUUGGUUGGUUAAGUCAGUGGUUCUCAAGUCCAGUCCUCGAGGCUCACUGUCCUGCAUGUUUUGGAUGUCUCCCUGCUCCAACACACCUGAUUCAAAUGAUCAGCUCGUUAUCAAGCUCUGUAAUGGCUUAAUAACGAGCUGAUCAUUUGAAUCAGGUGUGUUGGAGCAGGGAAACAUCCAAAACAUGCAGGACAGGGGGGACUCGAGGACUGGACUUGAGAACCACUGGGUUAAGUCACUGAAAUCUGUUCAGACUUUUCUGAUUUUACAACCUGGAUUCUGAACAGAUUCUGAUUGUUUUUAUGACAGUGCAAAAAUGGGGUGUAACAUGUUGAAACUAGAAAGCAUUUUUUUUAAAGAAACAGCUGGAAAGAGAAAGUAAAACACUUAGAAAGUUUGGUGACACUUAAAAACACCUGGAAGGACAUCUUGUGCCUAAUUAGGUGUAUUUGCAACAGCUUGACUGGGUACAAAAAGGGCAUUUCAGAGAGGCAGUGUGUCUCUGAAGUAAAAAUGAGAAGUGGUUCACUCCUCCGUCAGAGAUUGGGUGAGGAAAAAGUUUAGCAAAAUGUUGUUCAAAAAGUGCAAAGAAUUAAAGGAUUUCAUCAUCUUCUGUACACAAUAUCAUUAAAAGAUUUUAAAAAAUCUAGUAAGACUGGAAAAAAGACAUGACUCUGUAGUGGAAAUCACUGCAUGGGCUCUUUUACACAUAAAAAAGACUUUAAGAUCUAUGAAAGCUACUUACAAAAAUAAGUAAUCAUCCUUAUUAUGCCAGUGGAAAUACAACAUUUUUAUUUGAUUGAUUUAAUUCCCUCUAUUUUGGUAAGACAAAAGACGAGUGUGUUUGUGUGUAUUUGUUUGCGUUUGUGCGUUCCCAGGCCGCAGAGUUGUCCAUCAAGUUCUUCGGUGGAGAUCGAGCCAUUGAGGUCGUCCGAGUGGUUGGACCGCGACUCACACAGCUCAGAAAGUAUAAUGCUGUGAGUGAAAACACACACACACACGCACACACAUAAACACCCUUUUAUGCAGCAUAUUGAAAUUUAGGAAGAGCCAACAUUAUAAAGUUCAAAAUUGUGUGAAACUAAAAAUUUCUCUGUUAAUAAAAGAGACCUGGCGUUCAAGUUUCAACGGUAGUAUUAAAAGAAAACACUUCAAAUAGAAAAAGUACUUCUCGAAAACAUUGUUUGUGUUCAUCUCUGUGUUUAUUACAGGCUGCUGAGCUCUACUUAGACCUGGACCUCAUAAAAGAGGCGAUUGAUGUCUUUAUUGCUGGCGAGGAGUGGAAUAAAGCCAAGAGAGUCGCCAAGGAGCUGGAGCCCAGGUUUAAUACUGACCGUCCAUAACACACACACACAUGCAUGCACAAAUAUUUAUACAUUUAAAACACAUUUGCAAAUGGUCCAGCUUUUAUUAUAGAAAUGAUAAUGGCAGGAUUUUCCAUUUCUCUUCUUUGAACAGUGUCUAAAUCCUCUGAUCUCUUUCAGGUACAUGGACUACGUGGAUCAGAAAUACAAAGACCACCUCAAGGACCAGGGAAAUGUCGACUCUGUAAGUUCACUGUCGCUCUCUGUUACAGAAUCAUUGCCAAAUUGGGACAAAAACAGAUGCAUGAACACUGUGGAAACUUGGAUUUUUUUUUGUGUGUGUGUGUGUCCAGCUGGUGGGUGUGGAUGUCAUAGCAGCUCUGGACAUGUAUGCAGACAGAGGACAGUGGGAGAAAUGUCUGGAAACAGCAUCCAAACAGGUAAUAAACACAUGAUCAGCUUUACAGUCUGUUGUUUCAUUAAAGCUCCUGUAAGCAACUCUCAGUUUGUGUUGAUUUUGGCGCCCCCUGUGAUUGAAGCAGGUCUUGCAGUAUUUUCCUAUAUUUUUGUGUGCACAGAACAGUUAAAUAUAUAAUGUGUUUUUGUAGUGUGCAUGAUCCCAUCUUUAAAGAUGAAGACAUGAUGUUUAAGUUACAGUUACAGAAAUGUGUCAGUCACAGUUUAGAGGAGCUGAAUGUUAACCCAUACCACAGACCACCACUCCUAAAGUCCCAGUUGUGUUUCAUCAGAACUUUAAGAUCCUCCAGAAGUACGUGGCUCUGUAUGCGACACAACUCAUCAAAGAGGAAGACCCCAUAAAGGCUCUGCAGCUCUACAUUCACCAUGGAGCACCACCAAGCCCUCAGGUAGACACAGCUACUGCCUAAAUUUGUCUUUUUUCCUGACGACACCAGCACCAACGUUAAGAUCUGUGCUGUGCAGGGAAAUCUUUCUUUUUGUAUACUACAUGGAUAAGGUUUGGUUUAUCAUUAUCAUCAAAAAACUUUGACCCCCAAAAUACAACAUAACACAAGUUUUUGUUCUUUGAAGAGCUUCUGCUUUUUUAGACUUUGGGCUCUAUUUUUAUGUCCACCAGCGGCGUGGCGCAGGGUGGUGCACCUCACGCAGUAGUAUUUUAGUCCAGCACAGCCCGCCGCACAGCCAGUUUGUUAUUUUGGCAGACUGAAGCACACUGAGAUGCACCAAGCUGGGCGUGGCGGUGCAGUAGGGGGAGGUGUCGACAGAAUCAGCUGGCUCACUGACAUUUUUGUGCCUGCUGGCGGCGUAGAAAGUGCGCUGAAAGCUCGCCGAUUCAAACCUGGUCAGGUUUGGCGCAGGCAGCGUGAAGAUGGUAUUUUGGUAGACCGGCACAGUGGUGCGCACACGCCACCAAUGCCGUCUCCCCUCCCUCUUUCCUACUUGCACCACUGGGAGGAGCUUUGUUAGGAAGGGGGGCUACCUGCACCAUUCAGGAAAAUACCAAAGUGUGCUUGGUUACACCUCAUGGGCGCGGCAGACCUGCCUUACACCGCACCUGUGCUAUGCUGCCGACGAGGCACGAAAAUAGGGCGCUUUAUCUGGUUUGUUGGAGCAAAGUGUAAACAGUCUUCUGUUUUUUCUUACUCUUAGAACUUCAACAUCUACAGGCGUCUGUUCCUGGACAUCAUCAGUCUCUCUGACACUGAUGCACCAGAGUCUUACCACAUGUGGGCCGACCUCCGCAACUUCCUGCUGCAGCUGGUAAAUCACAGCACAUUCAUAAAUAAAUACUUGAAAUUUCCAGGGUAGUCUGGAAUUAACUCUAGAUUUCAAACUGUCUAUUCAUUUUUAACCGCAGUUUCUGUGUUUCUGGGGAUUUCAGUGUGAGAACAUGUCGAGGUCAGCCGAGGCCGACUCUGCUGCUCGUGAUGACUUUGAACAGUUCCUGCUGAUUGCUCACUACUCCGCCACAAGAUCGGCUGCGAAAGGAGUCGAGCAGCUAGUACGGAAUACACACAAACACGCAGAGAGAAACUUACAUUUUAAAUGGGUUUAUUAGGCUAUAAAAAAGCUCUCUUCACGUUUUUAAAUAAAACUGAGAGGUUCAUUGCUUUGUUAGUUUAAUAUUUAUAUCAGCUCUUAUAUAUGACUUCUCCCUCUGUUUUUUUCAGAUCACUAUCGCAGCCAAGCUGUCCGUGUCUUUGUUGCGUCACACUGAGCAUAUUCCUGCAGAUAAAGCUUUCUACGAGGCCGGGCUGGCCUGCAGGGUUAGUGCUGUUUAACUCUUUCUCAAAAUAUUCCCAAAACUAUUUCACUUUAUUGUCUCAAGUGGCCUAAAAUUUCUCAUACUCUCUACUUGAAGAAGCAUAAUGUGAAAUUAUUCAGAUAUAUUCCUGCGAAUUUUCUAUCAGGAAUGGAUAUGCAAAUUCUGCAAAGAUUAGAAGUAGAUUUUCUUUCUUUGGGUUGUCAGAGUCUGUAAAUUCAUGCAGGGGGGAAAAAAAGCACGGAUUGUUUCAGAAUAGAGCUCUGAAGGUGUGAAUCAAACUGUGUGGGGCACCUUAAAGAAAACAUGAACAUGUAUGUCAAAAGAUCUAAACUUAAAAUGACCAUCUGCUGUUUGUCUGACUGAUGCAUGAACCUAAAUGAGCACCUGGUUUAUGAUGUGUCUGUUUUUGUAACCCAUCAGGCGGUCGGCUGGGAGAACAUGGCCUUCAUUUUCCUCAAUCACUUCCUGGAUCUGUGUGACGUAAGUGAACCAGAAGAUGUGCUUAAAGAUCCCUCCUGACACUAUGCGACAGUUUAACAGGAAAAUAAGAGUUUUUAUGAACCGGUUCUGUCAUGAAUUUUAGCAGCAGUUUGAAGCCUGUUUUUUUAAUCAGUUGAAAUUCCUGAUGGAUUGAUGAUUUCUGUCUCCAGGCGAUUGAUGAGGGGACUUUGGACGCUCUGGAUCACUCUGACUUCAUGGACACUGACAUCCCCUUUGAGGUCCCGAUUCCCUCCAAACUCUGCGUCACUGUAAGACUUCUUUUCCACAAACACUUAAUCAGACACACACCUUUGAAUAUGUAUCAUCCAAAUAUAACUCGGUCUCACUCCACUGCUUUUCAUGCAGGCCACAAACACACCCUGACCUUGUGUAUACAUGUGGGUAUAUGUGCGUGCUUGUCUAUGUGUGCCUAACAGGACGCACAGCGGGAGCAGAUCCGUGACUGGGUGUUGAUGGUUUCUAUGGAUAACCGGUUAGAGCAGGUUCUUCCUCAAGAUGAGAGAAACUCGUAUGAAGCUUCACUAGUGGCUGCAAACACCGGCCUGCGCUCUCUGCCCUGCAUACUCACCGGUAACACACACACACACAUCAUUGUCUGAUCUAACACAGUUUAUUUUAUUUAAAGGUCUUUGGGUCAAACUUUAAGGUGCGAGUUUGAUCACAGAAUUAGUCACAAUCUUAUUUUUUUUUAAAAAGGGUUCCGCUGGAAAAUAUCUACAACAGUUUCAUUUUGUUUUUACACGUAUGCAUCAGUUAUCAUGAUGUAUUUAUUUUACCUGCAGGUUACCCUGUGCUGAGGAAUAAGGUGGAGUUCCCACCUGUGGGGAAAGCAGCCAACAAAGAGGACUGGAACAAGUUCCUUAUGGCCACAAAGGUGAGAACAGAGCGACAGGCAGGUGAGAUACAGCCAUCUGAGGCUGUAAAUACAAACUCAGAAACAGUCAACCAGGUGGGUUCACCCAAAUAUAUGCUUUAAGUGAAAUGAGGGGAGUUCAGGCCCACAGGUUUGACCAAUGAAGGCAAAAUUGUGCCAAAAAUGACACACGUUUAUCCUUGGUCAGAGAGGUUGUACCCAGUCCUCUUGUAUUUAUUCUGAAAUGCAUUCAAAUGUAUAAAAAUGUGAAUUUAACACUCACACAUACUGAUACAUUCACACACAAACCUGAUCAUUUCCCACUUUUCUGUCCUCUCUAGACCACCCACAGUCCAGAGUGUCAGGAUGUCCUCAAGUUCAUCAACCAGUGGUGUGGAGGUCUGGGGGCAUCUGGGUUUUCCUUCCACUGAUAAAUACACACUCGUUCACUCUCCUCAAGAAAGAAUCCUGACUGAAUUUUUCCCUUUUUUUGUUUGAGGUCUGACUUUUUUUCUCCAGGACUCAAAUCCUGGAAUUCUGGUCCAAAUAAACGCACAGAAAAAAGCACCUAAAUAAGUGAAUUAUUUUUUCAGGUUAGACCGUUCUAAAUUCUGAACUUUUUCUUUAAAUUCUGAAUUUAAUUUAAGAAUUUUGAAUUUAAUCAGAGAAGCCCAGAGAGGACCAACAACUAUUUUUUUUCCAUAAUAUAUUUAUUUAUUUUGUCAACUUUUUAUUUACAUCGACUCUUUUUUUCCAACAUUUAUCUCUUUUCCAUUUCUGUCUUCUUUGAAUGAUAUAACAUAAAACACUACCCUUUGUUUUUCAUAGUCAUUUUUAAUUUAAUAGCAUAUAUAACCGUUAUAACCAGCCUUCACAAAAAACACCUUUACAAGAUGUGGAAUAUGAAUGUAAACUCCUGCAUAAGACAUUAAACUAAUAUCUAUGUUUUUUAGAUACUGCUUUAAAAUUUGCCUUGAUACAACCUGAGAAUUCAAGUUUCUUAGAGUAUAAGGAAGCUUAACAAAUGAGAGACGCACAGUUUCACUCUCUUGUUGAGGGUUACAUUAACAGGAUGGCACCACCCUCAUGCUUAUAGGAUUGUGAUUGAGGCAGUCUCUGGGUAAGGCUGGCUUGGUUUAGAUCAACUCUCCUCUCUCUUUGUUAUUGGAGGUACAUAACAGUAAAUUCACACAAACCACACACCCGCUUAAAAGACUUUUUCUCAGGAUGGCGUUUGAAUGAUAAAUUCUACUCUGAUAAACAGAUUUUGGAUGGCAUGUGGAAUGAACUUUUCAUGUGCACUCAUAGAUGAGGUCUUUUCUCUGUGUGUUUCAGGAGCCAAUGUUUGGCAAAGCCUUUCACUGUGUGUUUGAUAUUGAAUGUAUUUUGUUUAAAAAGUAAAGAAAUAAAGAUAGUUUUCAAGAAUUUCAAA